CCAACGAGUCUCCCUCCGAUGCGGGAAGGAAAGCUGACCUCCAAUUUGGACGUUUAAAAAGCUGAGCUCGGACUGGGUCCAGAUUCCAGGUUGCACUGGAACAUUAACUGACUCUUUGGUAGGGGAUCCACACCUGAAACAUCUCCGAAGUCUUCCCAGCAUCCUGCCUGUGGCCUACUACAUAGUGGCGUUGAAUGUUCACAGGAAGCAGCACACCGCACGGCUGCAUGAGGCCACUCACCAAACUUAAUGAAGGAUGCCAGUGUGGAAAAAUUUUGAUGUGCCAGUAUCUUCGUUCUACAGUGUGUUCCAUUCUUUUGCAAUUUCAGAAAAAUGGUACUAAAAGAAAAUAUUUUGUGAAAUAAGAUCGUUUUCCAUUUUUAAUGACCAACAUGUAGUAAGAUGGACAUCUGUUCUACAGAAUACAAAGUUCUAUGGUCUCGAAGAAGCAGUUUAAAACUGAUCCUAAAUAAAAACAGACCUGAAUGGAUAUGAGAAUGUUUAUUAGUGUCAGAAGACUCAAAAAAUGCCAGUUUAUGCAGUUGUUUGCCAUUUGUUUUAUAAUAAGCCUCAUGGUUUUUUGGAACCGGAUUGAUAAUCACAUUGUGAGACAUAUGAAGUCGUACUCUUACAGAUACCUCAUAAACAGCUACGACUUUGUGAAUGAUACCCUGUCUCUCAAGCACAGCUUAGCUGGGGCUCGCUACCAAUACUUGAUUAACCAUGAGGAAAAGUGUCAAGCACAAGACAUCCUUCUUCUACUGUUCGUAAAGACUGCUCCUGAAAACUACAAUCGACGUUCCGCAAUUAGAAAAACGUGGGGCAAUGAGAAUUAUGUUAGAUCUCAACUUAAUGCCAAUAUCAAAACAUUGUUUGUCUUAGGAACUCCUAACCCACUGAAGGGAGAAGAACUGCAAAGAAAAUUGGUUUGGGAAGAUCAAAUGUACCAUGAUAUAAUUCAGCAAGACUUUGUUGAUUCUUUCUACAAUCUUACUCUUAAAUUACGUCUGCAGUUCAGUUGGGCAAAUACCUUUUGUCCACAUGCCAAAUUCCUUAUGACUGCUGAUGAUGACAUAUUUAUUCACAUGCCAAAUCUCAUUGAAUACCUUCAAAGUUUAGAACAAAUUGGUGUUCAAGACUUUUGGAUUGGUCGUGUUCAUCGUGGUGCUCCUCCCGUUAGAGAUAAAAGCAACAAAUACUAUGUCUCCUAUGAAAUGUACCAGUGGCCAGCUUACCCUGACUAUACUGCUGGAGCUGCCUAUGUAAUCUCUGGCGAUGUGGCCGCCAAAGUGUAUGAGGCAUCACAGACACUUAAUUCUAGUCUUUACAUAGACGAUGUGUUCAUGGGCCUUUGUGCCAAUAAAAUGGGGAUAGUACCACAAUACCAUGUGUUUUUUUCUGGGGAAGGUAAAACUCCUUAUCAUCCCUGCAUCUACGAGAAAAUGAUGACAUCUCAUGGACAUGUACAAGAUCUUCAGUACCUUUGGGAGAAUGCCACAGAUCCUAAAGUAAAAAACAUUUCAAAAGGGUUUUUUGGUCAAAUAUACUGCAGGUUAAUUAAGAUAGUUCUCCUUUGCAAAUUGACCUAUGUGGACACGUAUCCUUGUAGGGCUGCGUUUGUCUAACAGUACUUGAAUGUUGCAUGUUUUCACUGUCACUGAGCCAAACCUGGAUGAAAAACUUUUAAAUGUUUGUCUACUCUAAGUAAAAUGAAUAGACAAAUAUUUUGAAAGCCCAGUCUAUCAGAAUGUUUCUUUGAUUCUAGAAGCUAUUCAACACAACUUAUCUACUUCAUUGCCUAAAUUCAUUUCCAGGUAUUCAUAUUUAGAAAAGUUUAUAUUACUAAUGAAAACAAAACUAAAGGGAAAUUCAAGUUCUCAUUUAAUGCCUCAUGUAUAUGUGUGGUUGUGAGAAGUUAAGAAGCCU
Propithecus coquereli (Coquerel's sifaka) is the source of this 1926-nucleotide messenger RNA. It is a transcript of the gene B3GNT5, whose product is annotated as UDP-GlcNAc:betaGal beta-1,3-N-acetylglucosaminyltransferase 5. NCBI's taxonomy places the organism in Eukaryota, Metazoa, Chordata, Mammalia, Primates, Indriidae. Gene Ontology annotation, biological process: brain development. Gene Ontology annotation, cellular component: membrane. The transcript is spliced from 3 exons. Bases 486 to 1625 code for a protein of 379 amino acids. The record is from RefSeq and is a predicted model, not a curated record.